CUUCGGGCACGGCUGAGCAAGACCUAGAUGUAUGAGGCUUGGUCUAAAUUCAUAUCUCUUGCUCAGUGCUUUCUCAGCUUCUACUGAUGUGUCUUUCUCACUCCAUCCAGCUUCGAUCACUGGGCCUCGACAUGAGUUUCAGACCACUCGAGACUUACGACGAAGUGUCAGGGGGCUUCCCCCUCUCCCCAACAGGGUUCAUCGCAUUGCAACCCUCUCUCGAAAUUGUGAAAUCGGGCGAAGGGAUGGUAUCAAACGUUUGGCUGCAACAGCUUAUCCAUAGGCUUUCCCGUCGAUAUCCGGUACGAUCUGGCGCCCGGUUCCUCAGCGCAGCCUCCAGGGAGGGGGUGUACAUUUCACGGAAUGUGAUGGCUAUAGCCCUGUGUCUGAGCGCAUUGUUUGUACUUCAUAUGACGCUGUUGCUCUUCUGGACCCCGUUGUGCUUCAUCGCGCGCUGCCUGAGCAUCUACGUGAAGACGUAUUGGAUGUGAAGGUAGGGCAUGUAGGGCAAGUAAGUGAUCGAGUCCUGUGACGACCGCUCCCCUUAAAGACAACAACACCCCCCUGACUCUCUCUCCCAUCGUUGGUAUUUCGUUUGUUUGUCAUUACUAGCCCAAAUUGUCGAUGAAAUGAUUGGUAGUAAGAGGGUGAUGCGCUGUCUGUUAGGAGCUCGACGUUGGUACUCAGGCAUUACAUUUGAAUCACAAUCUCGAUCCUACAGUGCGACCCAGUAAAGUCCGGGCACCG
This is a messenger RNA of Aspergillus uvarum CBS 121591, 747 nucleotides long. RefSeq lists its product as uncharacterized. The coding region runs from base 87 to 491 and encodes 134 amino acids. Lineage: Eukaryota; Fungi; Ascomycota; Eurotiomycetes; Eurotiales; Aspergillaceae. The record is from RefSeq and is a predicted model, not a curated record. The transcript has a single exon.